Molecule: messenger RNA, 2523 nt
Organism: Peniophora sp. CBMAI 1063
Lineage: Eukaryota; Fungi; Basidiomycota; Agaricomycetes; Russulales; Peniophoraceae
Source: the annotation of a GenBank genome assembly
AUGCCGUCCAUCCUGAAUCUCAAGUUCAAGGGCAACAAGUCCUUUAUCGCCUUUUCCAACCUCGGCGACACCGACUCGCUCACCAAGACCUGGAAGGUCUGCACGAAGGUAGCCGGCUACCUCGAGCAAGGCCAGCGUCUGGAGAACCUCUCGUGGCGGCUCUGGCACCUGCAAAACCUGAUGGUCGACACGGACAACGCCAAGUCGAAGCGCGAGUUCAAGAAGCUGUCCAAAGUCAUGGGCGACAAGCUCGACAAGGAGAAGGGACGGUCGAUCGAGGAGCUCGAGGCGCCCGGCUUCCGGCGCACGGGCAGCACCGACCUGCUCGUCGCCCGCGCCCACGAGAAGGAGCGCUCGCGCGAGGCACAGCAGUCGGCGCGCCCCGGCACCAUCAAGCGCAUGCAGUUUACCUUUUCCAUCGACGGCCCGUCCGAGCCCGCCGCCGCCCAGCACGUCGACAAGCCAGACCUCAAGCCGUCGGCUGCAUUCCGCCGCACCGGCCCGCGCACCGCCCGCCAGCCCCAGCAGCAGCCACAAGAAGUCGUCGAGCAGCCGCUCACCCAGCGCGGCCGCAAGCAGUCCGUCUCGGCACCCUCCGCGCCCGCGCCCAUCCAGGAGGACGAAUUCGCCGCGCUCCGCUUCCCCUCUUACUUCUCGUCCGACUUUGGCCCCGCUGCUCUCUUGUAUGCUGCGCCGACACUCGCGAACGGCAACUCGUACGGCGAGGGUGUAAGGUCGAGCUCGACCAACUACGACGCGUUCGCCGUUUCUCGGCCGACGAUCGAGCUUGGCAUCGACGAGCUCAUGGCCGACACCCCGCCGCAGGACAACGAGCCCGCGCACAGCUGGGCGCCCAUGGACUACGAGACUGCCGCACCCGACACGCCCACGCCCGCCACCGCCUCUGCUCCAGCUGCCUCGACGUCCGCUACGACCACCACGAUGACACCCUCUGCCACGCCUUCUGCUUCUACGCCCAAACCCUCUGCGAGCGUCGCGCCCGCCAAGCUCGCCACAGCGCCGGCCGGCAAGCCAGCCCUCAGCGUCCGCACCGGCACCGUCCCCGCUCCGGGUGGCCAGAAAGCCGAAUGCUCGAACUGCGGUGCGACUCACACGCCCUUGUGGCGUCGCGGGCUCAACGACGAGCUCAACUGCAACGCAUGUGGCUUGUAUUGCAAAUUGCACAAGCGCCCGAGGCCCAAGACGAUGCGCGGCCAGCCGGCGCACGCCCGUCAAGUCGAGGCCUCUGCCUCUGCCUCUGCGAGCACCACCGGCGGCCCUCGCGUCGAACCCAUCGAGGCGAUCCCCGUCGCGCAGUGCUACAACUGCCACACGACCGCCACGCCGCUGUGGCGCAAGGACGAGGAGGGCAAGACCGUCUGCAACGCCUGCGGCCUCUACUACAAGUUGCACGGCUCCGCGCGCCCGAUCAGCAUGAAGUCGGACGUGAUCCGCAAGCGCUCGCGCCAUGACGCCCGCCGCGGCAGCGGCCCCGGCGAGACGCCCAGCGCCAGCCCUGGCGCCUCUAGGCGCGCGAGCCCGAACAACGACGGCCUGACGCGCUCGCCCACUCUCGCGCCCGACAGCUCGACCGCGCCCUGGGCGGACCAGUACGGCGGCCUCAUGUACGGCUACCCCGCCGCCGAGUUCGGGCUCUCGCUCUCGGGCACCGGGCCGACGCAGACGGACGACGAGAUCGAGGAGGAGGAGCGCGCGGCGAAGCGCCGAAGGCUGAGCACGGCCAGCUCGACGUACAGCACCGCGAGCGGCAUCAGCUCCGCGAGCGGCACCGAGCCGCCCAGCUCGGCCAUCUCGAGCGCGAGCUACGCGACGACCGCGGCGUCGUCGCUCGCGAGCGAGAGCUACGAGGCGCCCAAGGCGUUCGGCUCGCCCGGCUCGAACUACGGCCACGGUCCCGGCAAUGGGUACGAUAACGGCCAGUCGUACGGCCAGCCGCAGGGCGACGCCAACAAUUCUGGUUAUGCCCAGCAGCAGCAGCCGCAACAGCAGCAGGACGCCAACGCCGUCACGAACGCGUCCGGCUACGCCCAAGACUCGAACGGCAACGUCUACGGCCCGGCCGACUUCCCCGGCCCGCGCCUCGAGUUCCCGUUCUCGUCGUUCCCGGCGUACGGCAUGCUGCGCGCGCCCGGGGCCGGCGCGUGGCACCCGCCGCUGCUCCCGCCUACGCAAUCUCCGACGUUCGUGCACCCGCCGAUGAUCCCGCCCGAGGACGCGCUGCAUAUUGGGGCGCCGGCGCUGAGCCCGCAUGCGGCGUUUGCGCAGAUGGGCGCGGGGAGUGGUGUUAGCGGGGGCAAUGGUGGGAAUGGGCAGGGUGGUGUUGGUGGGGGGCAAGGGAUGGAGUAUGAGUGGCAGAGCCAUUCGUGGGGCGGGCAUCAGUGGGGCGCUGCGGCGAAGGAGGGCGCGAAGAGCGAGGCGCAGGAUGGAGAUGCGCUGUUCAAUUCGUUUUUGCAGGAGCCCGCGGGGAGCGCGUUUGCGGGGGGGAUGUGGGAGGCGAACUGA